UAGUUCUAUAAUCCCAAUCCCCCCAUCGAUCCGCCAGGCUAGCUAGCUCUUCUCCCUAUUCAUCUCUUCAUCUCUACUCGCUGGAAUUCUUGUAGGGUUUGUGCGGAUCAUAUGCAAACUGCUGCUUAAUUGCAGGGGCAGAUAUAGGGUAGACUCGGUUAGGGAGAUGUUCCCAGAUGCCGGUGCAAGCCCAUACUUCCUGCAAAACCAGCAGCACCAGCAGCAGCUGUUCCAUGGUAUCGACGGCAUUGGCAUGGACGCCGCCUUUCCCGGAGACGCCGGGCUGGCGGUGCCCGACACGCACCGCAACACCCUGAUGUACAACAUGUCCGUGCUCAAGGACAAGGUGCAGCAGCUGCAGCCGCUCGUCGGCCGCGGCCAGGUCGUCGACACCGUGGUGCCACGAGCCAGCGCCGUCGUCCAGGAGAUCAUCGCCGCGGCUACAUCCAUGAUGUACGUCCUCCAGCACCCUUACGGCCCCGGCGCGUUGACAUCCGGUAAUAGCGCGUCCACGCGGGAGGGUGCCGUCGACGGCCGUGCAAAGAACGGCACAGCGGAUGAUGACCAAGAUCAGCAGGCCAUGGUCGAUGCCAUGCGUCUGUGGCAGCAGCAGCAGCAGCAGAACCAUGGCGGCGGCCAUGACAUCAGCAUGUCCACGGAGUCAUCGUCGAUGCAAGGGACAACGACGGUGGACACGAUCAUCGAGCUCGACGCGGCCGAGCUGCUGGCCAAGUACACGCACUACUGCCAGGUGUGCGGCAAGGGGUUCAAGCGCGACGCCAACCUGCGCAUGCACAUGCGCGCGCACGGCGACAAGUACAAGAGCAAGGCGGCGCUCGCCAACCCGACCCGGUUGUUCGCGACCUCCGGCGAGGACGCGUCGGCGUCCACCGCCGGGACGGGGAGGAGGAACAAGUACUCGUGCCCGCAGGACGGCUGCCGGUGGAACCGGAGGCACGCCAAGUUCCAGCCGCUCAAGUCCAUCAUCUGCGUCAAGAACCACUACAAGCGCAGCCACUGCCCCAAGAUGUACGCCUGCAACCGCUGCAACCACAAGCACUUCUCCGUCCUCUCCGACCUCCGCACCCACGAGAAGCACUGCGGCGACCACCGCUGGAUAUGCUCCUGCGGCACCACCUUCUCCCGCAAAGACAAGCUCGCCGGACACGUUUCCCUCUUCGCAGGCCACCAGCCCGUCGCGCCACCCGCCAGUGGCAGGCACGGUAAGCGAUCCUUAUUGUCCACGUCCUCCUCCGACCUUGUUGGAAACUGCGCCACCGGCUUCUCCAUUACAUGACUUGCAUUGUGCAGCAAAUUACGCUUGUGAUAUAUUGAUACAUGCACGUACGUACGUGUGCUCAUCAAACUGUAGAUAUAGAUAUAGUGGGGAUUGCACCGAUUACAUCAUGCAUUGUUUGUUUUGAAAAAAGGGAUAAGGCUAUGUAUCAUACCCUGGAAAAUAGGGCGCGUCUCUCUUGCAUAUCAACUAGCCAUACUCCUGUGUUGCCUGCCAUUCUGCCAAGAAUGGGAGAUUUGAUUUCUCAUUGUCCUCGUAUGCGAUAUAAAUUCAU
Messenger RNA from Hordeum vulgare subsp. vulgare (domesticated barley), 1571 nucleotides. RefSeq names its product protein SENSITIVE TO PROTON RHIZOTOXICITY 2-like. The record is from RefSeq and is a predicted model, not a curated record. Gene Ontology annotation, biological process: response to aluminum ion; response to acidic pH. Bases 167 to 1297 code for a protein of 376 amino acids. NCBI's taxonomy places the organism in Eukaryota, Viridiplantae, Streptophyta, Magnoliopsida, Poales, Poaceae. The transcript has a single exon.